This is a messenger RNA of Pseudomyrmex gracilis, 5134 nucleotides long. Its product is annotated as melatonin receptor type 1A-like. Gene Ontology annotation, molecular function: G protein-coupled receptor activity. The coding region runs from base 2038 to 3171 and encodes 377 amino acids. Gene Ontology annotation, biological process: G protein-coupled receptor signaling pathway. The record is from RefSeq and is a predicted model, not a curated record. Lineage: Eukaryota; Metazoa; Arthropoda; Insecta; Hymenoptera; Formicidae. The transcript is spliced from 6 exons. Gene Ontology annotation, cellular component: membrane.
AAUUGAAAGUAUUUGUUUUAUUAAUACAUAUGUUAAUAUUUGACAAACAAAGUAAAAUGAAUUUGUUUGUUGAUAUAUUGUCAUUUUAAUCAUACGAGGAAAGAAGAAAAAAUGAGUAGUUUUUACGGAUAUUUUAUACAAUACUAAUGCAACAUUUGUUAUGAAACAGAAUGCUUUUAAUGGUCCUUACGCAAGCUCAUAAAACGGAAAACUGAUAUGAGCGUAUCACGCCCUUAUCGCAUAAUAUAAAUUUAUGUGACAAUACCUUUCUAUUAUGGCUAGCGAUAGCAGAAGCAAUGGCGGUAGCAUUAAUAUUACCAAGUCGCUUCGUUGUAAUGUAUAGCUGUACGCGCGGUGCUCUCUCUCUCUCUCUCUCUCUCUCUCUCUCUCUCUCCCCCCCCCUCUCUCUCUCUCUCUCUGCGGCUCACAAAGCAAAUAAUACACUUCACAUGCAAAAUACUACACGUAUAGAAUGUCUCACGAUAUAAAACUGUACCAGUGUGUUUUUUGUUUUGUAUAUCUUUGAUAUCAAGCUUGUAUUCACAAACGACCGAUAUAUUAAAAUGUAACACACUUAUCAAUGUAUUGAUAUUUUUCAUAUUUGUUAAGUGUUAAAUAAAGCUUUGUAUAAGCACUUGUUUAUAUAGUAAGGUUUUUUUUCCUAUCUAUAGAGCCGAAACAUACUGGCAUGGUUGACUGUUAAAUUCCAGAACACUAUAUAUUUCAAUUGUGGAACUUGCGUUAAUUGUGCAUGAGCGUGAUUACUAUGUUAGUUUUAUCAUCCUCUUGUACAUGAAUAAUGGUAAACAAGUGAGCACAUAAAUUCAACGCAAGCGCAUUUAAAAGUGACUUCGAGGAUUUCUGACGCACUGUCUUUUAAUUGAUCGAUCGAUCCAAUGUACGCGGGCGUUCAAAAGCGCUCAAAACAAAUAUAAUGAAUAUAUGUAAAUAUUGCAUGUGGUACAUUUGUCGCUUAUAAAUACCAAAGUGCAUAGGUGGUUCUGUCUGUUUUAUCGAAGCGUCGCAUCGCUCUUAAAAUUCGUAACAGGCUGGCAACAAGCUGGGAUAACGUAACCAAACUCAAUUCUGCCAACAAUCCAAGUUUCAAAACUAAAUUUUCUAGCCCGAUAUGUAAUCGUUUUGUCUCUUUCUUGCGUCUACCAAAAGUGAGUGUGUUAGAGAGAAAGAGAGAGAGAGAGAGAGAGAGAGAGUGUGUGUGUGUGUGUGUGUUUACUAUACAAAAUACGCGAGAAGAUAUGGCAAGGCAGUAAUAAAAAUUAACAUCGCACACGUUUUUUGGGCUCUUUGUCACGCAAUGAAAUUUACACACGUUUAUAAAUAAUUACAAGAAAUUCGACAAACACACGUGAUUGUCGAUUUACAAUCACUCGGUUGUCGGUUUAAUAAAACAGUCCAAGUUCUGAAUUUUUGUUGACUAUGUAUUUCUUUACUAUAUGUAUACUUGCAAAGAGAAGCCGAAAACCAGUUUACGUUGUCCUUUACAAGAAAACCGUUUUAGGUCGUAGAAGAAAUAAAAAAUCUGAGGAGAAAAUAUAUAUUUCGAACACUAUGAGGUUUGUCAAUCUAAUUUUGCGUAAUAUCGUUGCAAAGAGCUAUGCAAUUCGUCAUCGAAUCUAUGAUUGUAUUAACCUUCAACAUCCCAAGACGAAAUGAUCAACAGCACGUGAUACGAUAUGCGAUAUCGAUAUCUUUACUGCCGCUCGAGCACGCACUAUGCUACGAUCUUUAACAGGUUUGCUCUAGCAGGCUACACUAUCGACAGGCAACAUAACUAUCAUCCCUCGAAUCUGUUCUUGGCCUUCUUAUUAUCGUGCACCAUCUGCGCGACAGAAUGAACAAACAAUUCGCGAAGAAGAACGUGGUACAUUCGACGGCAAGAAGAUAAGAUUACGUGCUAAUGGACAUGAGUGAGACACGAGUGUGACUGUGCAUCGCGAAACUGAUCGUUUUCGAACCCACGUGUGAGAUCAUAGACGUUUGUUCUCAAGGAGAUUGCUUUCCAGUGAUCGUUUCAGAAUGAAUACGACGAACUACCACGGCGUAAUCACUACCAUGACCGAUAUCGUUAAGCCUGAGGUAAGACUAAGCACCACUAUAAGCAGCAUCAUGGACGAUCUCGACGUUUCGCCGGUAACUUUGUCAUCGGCGUGGUCUAGAGUAGCGCGACUUCUGCUGCUGGCUUCUCUCGCGGUCGGCGGGAGCGUAGGCAACGUCUUCAUGAUAUCCGCCGUGGUAGUGGAGGAUCAACUCAACAAGCGAGGAAACGCAUUUCUCGUGAACGUGGCACUAGCGGAUCUGCUGGUGACCGGCCUGGUAAUACCGGUCUCGGUGAUUGUGAUUCUGGCGGGCCAUGAAGAGUCCCUGGGCACCUGCCGAUUUGAGUGGACUCUCGAGGCUCUGUGCUUUUUAGUGACCGUACUGACAUUGGCUAUAAUCGCCUGCGAAAAUUACGCACGUCUAUGUAUGUCCGCCGAGAGAUACGCUCGUGUGACAACGGGCUGCGUGACAGGCUGCAUCAUCGUCAUCUGGAUACUCGCCAUCGUCGCGGUAGGCUUGCAAUCGUUGCUAGAUGUAGGUCCCGAUUUUUGUCGCCGUAAGCUCAGCAGCAUCGCGUUAGAGCAAGUGAUCGGAGCGAGCAUACUGGUCGGACUGCCCGCUCUAACGACGAUCUUCCUGUACGCGAAGUUGGUGUUGCGCGUGCGACACGCCACACGGUCGUACAAGCCGCCGGCCGCCUUCUCCUGGGACUACGAGCUCACAAAAGCGAACAUGUACAGCUGCGUGAUGUUCGCCGUGUUCUGGCUGCCGUUUGGCAUUGUGGUUUGCGUUAAUUCCUUCAGGCCGGUCUCUCCGCGAGUGCUCUACAUUCUGGCCUGGUUCGCUCUGUCCAAAUCCUGCUUCAACAAUCUGCUUUAUUGCGUAGUGAAUCGUCACUUUCGCAGCGCUUAUGUCAAGCUCUUCCAUUACUGCUGCUGCAAGACUACGGUGAGCUUCUCAAGACGACCUCGCGGCGGCGAAGGCGGCAGAAAUUCUAGCGACGUGCGCCUCCGAGUUCACAUCAUUCAUUCAUACGCGAGCCCGUCAUCCUGUCGUCCGACCGUGGUUAGGCCCAACGGACGAGCGACAGGACGUGAUGUCUAUGAACUUUAAAAACGCGAUGCACUUGAAGUAUAGAAAGAGAAUGUGUUGACAAAGAUGCGUCCGCAUCACAUCCAUCUUCGUACAUUGGACGUAUGUAACGCGAAUCCGUUUUUACGAGACAGAUGAUCGCUGUGAAGUGCAACAUCAUCGUCCUGAUGUCGUCUCGAAUAUGAUCCUGUAGGAAGUAUUAAUUUUAUCUCUUCGUCACAUACACACGCCUACAAAAUUUUCUAAGAAAAUCGAGUUAUUUACUGAGUCACUCUCUAUGUAAAAGAUCUUGUUUUUAUAAGAAUAACAAAACCCUACAAAAGUUGUUUUUCGAGCAGAAUUAUAAUUAAAUGAUUAUAAUUAAAAAUAUUGAUUAUCACAUGUACACAAAAGUAAGAGUAUUGCCUAUAUAAUUUUCAGAUUCGUUUAGUCUAUUUGUAUAAACUACUUGUACUUGAUGAUUUGAGUUUCAACACUUUAUAAAAAUAUUGCUAUUUUUUGAUAUUAUUGUUAUACAAGGCAGUUAAAACCUAAGAAGAACAACAUCGGCACUAAAGGUAUACAUAACAUAAUAAAUGUAACGGCGUUUAGUAUUUAAUUAUCCACAGAAAAAUCAAGUUUAUUGGAUGUAAGAAAUAGACUUGUUGAAAUUGAAAGAAUUCAAUAUUUUUGACACGAACGGUUGCCGUCCAGUGGGUACGUGUUCUCUAACAAAAAUCAUUAGAUUUACUUUUCGAAGUGUUUUAUAUCGUAGUUAUACGCAGGUCAAAACGAGAUAUAUUUUCAGAAUUUCACAAAAAUAUGAUGUCAAAAAUAUUCAGGUGUUUAUCAAUAUUAAAGAGUGAUGUUGUUUUGAGCAAAAGACGUCGAGAUAUUCAAUUGCAGAAGAUUUCUGCUUAUUAUUGAUCACGUUGUUUUAAAGACGGUGCAUCUUCUUAUUUCAGUCGAGAGAAUGCUCGACGUUUUCAGCCAAGAAAACGUCUAAGGCCGAGGUAAAAGCCUGAUUUUUGUAAGAAUUCUUGUCUCGCGUAGAGAAACAAAAAAAUGGGAAAUAAUGGUUUUUUUUUUACUCGCAACUGUAUUUUAUCUGAUUGCAAGACGAGAGACAUAAAAUGAGAAUGGAUGAGAAAAUAAGAUUUCCCAAUUUCGAUUAAAUUUCUCGACGGAGCUUAACCAGGGAUUCCGGGACAGAAGAGGUUGCAAAGUUAUAUACGUGGCAUGUUGGAAGGGGAGUACUUGACACCGGUAGGCUAUAAGUACGUUGUAUUUGAGAUUUAAGCUCAACGAACAUACGGCUGGUAGCCGCAAGCGCCAUAUUCCAAAUUAUGGCGGUCUCGCCGCAGUAAGUCAGCAGAGUAGAUGAAAAUACCGUAACGUUUAAGGAGAUACUUGGCGCUCAUCAUUCCCCGAAGGUAAUAACAUUCCGGUAACGAAGAGCGAAGUCAAAUAGCCUCGGAUAAGGGCGAUUCGAUGAUAAAGAUGGCAAUAAUAUCAGUUAAAACUUUCAGUACUUACUUUGCUCGUCUAGUUGGUUUCGGUGUUUGGUGCAAUUUAGCGAGAUUCCUUUGAAAGGACGGGAAAAAGUAGCAUUACCCGGCCAUUUAUUAUGUAAAACGAGAGCGAUUACUUGCGGCGAAGAUCUUUUCGAUAACGAUUGAUAAAGAAUAAAGAGGCGAAUCAAGUACCGUAAUGUAUGCCACUUUAUUAGUAAAAAUAUAUAAACUUUAAGAAUAUAUCGAUAAAUAUUAAAUAUAUAUAUCACAACAUAAAUUCGGUGAAAAAACUAAAAAUAAGUUGAUGGAUGCAGAGUGUUUUGCAUGUAACUAGAACCGUGGCAAUUUGCGUAAUCUGUAAUCCUUAAAAUUUACUAAUUAAGAAACUUUUCCUCGUCUUGUCUUCAUAUAUAGAUUCGCUGUUUCUUAUAAAACCAAAACUCUCUCUUUGUGACGCUGCCAUCGAUCCACUUAAUUUUAAAUCUACAUAU